UCUUUCAAGGAUUAGUUUUUGUAGUUUGAGUUCAAAGGAUGAUGGGGAAUUAUAGUGAGUUUGAAGAAGAAUGUUUCUUUGAUAGCCGUGGAGAGAUUUCUUCUGUUUCUGAUUUGGGUUCUGAUUGCAACGAGACGUGUGUUCAUAAUUGGGGUGACGAGUGUGUUUUAGGAUAUGACUUUUGGAAUAAGGAUCCAGAAAGUGUUGAUGAACGGCGUGAUAGAUUUUUGAAGUGGAUAGGUUCGAGUUCAAGUUGGGACAGACCUGAUGGGAAAGAACAGGGUGGUGUUACUACUCAUUACAGAAGGAUGAGUGUUGAUAGAAUUAGGGAUGGCGGUGAAACUGUGCUGGCAAAUUCAGAUUCUCAAGAAAGCUGUUUCUCAGGUCGGUCCUCUCAAUCUUUCCACUCUAAUGAAGCUUUGGAGUUGGAUGAGGAUGGUGCAGCAGAAGUAAGAUUGCAUUGGAAAAUUAGGAAUUUGGACAACGGAGUAGAGUUUGUUGUGGAUGAAUUUAGUCAGGAAGGUAUGCUUAGCCAAGUACGGGAAGUAGGUUCAAACAAGUUGUUCACUGCUGAAGAGUUCCAUAGAACUCUUGGGCCAUCGCCCUUGGUUCAGAAAUAUCUGCGGAGAGCGCCGGAUGGAAUUGAUACAGUUGAUGCUAAGACAAAAACUAAAAGAAGUUGGCUUCAAAAGCUAACUGUUGCAACUCAUAAUAAGGUGAAGUCAAUGGGGGACAAAGUGAAGGGCAAGGAAUCCAAUUUAAAGACAGGUACUAACAUUCAGAGAGUUCGGGUCCACACAUGUGGUAAGGAGUCAAAAGAACUGUCCUCACUUUACACAGGGCAAGAGUUCCUAGCACAUGAGGGCUCAAUUUCAACAAUGAAGUUUAGUCCUUGUGGCCAGUAUCUAGCAAGUGCUGGCAAAGAUGGCACGGUGCGCAUGUGGAGGGUGAUUGCAGAUGAAAUUCCAAACAACCUGAAUGCACAUGAUGGUGACUCCUCUUGUUUAUACUUCUCACUGACUCCUAUGUCCAAAUUAGCUUCUCUGAAUGACAACAAAGAGAAAAUUAGUGUGUCAAAAAUGAUGAGGAAAUCACCAGAAUCAGCUUGUGUCGUUCUCCCACCGAAGAUUUUCCGGAUAUUGGAGAAACCAUUGCAUGAGUUCCAUGGACACAGGGGUGAGGUCUUGGCCCUUUCAUGGUCCAGAAAUGGGUAUCUGCUGUCAUCUUCAGUUGAUAAAACAGCUCGUCUCUGGAAAGUGGGGCAAGAUCAAUGCCUUGGCGUUUAUUCACAUAAUAACUAUGUCACUUGUGUAGAAUUCAAUCCAACAGAUGAUAACCUUUUCAUUAGUGGUUCAAUAGAUGGGAAAAUACGUCUCUGGGAGGUGCAUGGUUGCCGAGUAAUCGAUUGGACUGAUGUAAAAGAAAUAGUGACUGCUGUUUGUUAUUGUCCUGAUGGAAAGGGGGGCGUUGUGGGAUCCAUGGAUGGCAAUUGUCGUUUUUAUGAUGUAAUAGGUAAUCAAUUGCAGAUGGGCUCACAAGUAUGCCUGCCAGGAAAGAAGAAGCUUGCUCGCAAGAGAAUAACUGGAUUUCAGUACUGCCCGAGCGACUCUAGCAAAGUCAUGGUAACUUCUGCUGACUCGCAAGUUAGAAUACUUUGUAGAUCCAAUAUCAUCUGCAAAUUCAAAGGAAUUCGAAAUUCAGGGAACCAAUUUCCUGCAUCUUUCACCUCAGACGGGAAACACAUUCUCGCAGUUACUGAGGAUUCAAAUGUACAUAUCUGGAACUACGCUGACCAAGGCCGGAGAACAAACAAACUGAAAAAAGUCCGGUCAUCAGAGAGUUUCUUUUCUAACAAUGCAUCAGUUGCCAUACCUUGGUCCGGCUUCAACACAAAUCCAGGAACGCUACCUAGAAGUAUUUUAGAAAACGGAAAUGUCAACAGGAACUCACUGCCAAGGACCUCCGAUUGUUUCUCCCUAGGGCGUACAUUUUUGGUAGACUCUCUUUCUAAGGGCUCCGCGACAUGGCCAGAGGAGAAACUGCCUAAUUCUUCGAGUCCAGUAACCGUCUUCCCUUCAGUAUGCAAGUCUGAGUACAAGUUCUUGAAAAAUGCUUGGCAAGGUGCAUUGAGCUCUCCUCAUCUGUGGGGUCUUGUGGUUGUUACUGCUGGAUUGGAUGGAUGUAUUAGAACAUUUCUCAACUAUGGAUUACCAAUUCGUUUUUGAAAUCUUUAUUUGUUUGUAAAUUAUGAUCAUAUUCUCUUUGCUUUGUUACCAAAGUGGUUCAAAGGUAAAGAGAUCCUACUGUUUAUAGUAUAGGAUUGGAAGUGACAUCUAUUGGUCACUUUCAUACAUAUAUAUAUAUUCUUUUAUUUGUUUGAAUUAAAUGUGAUAAGUAU
This is a messenger RNA of Solanum verrucosum, 2398 nucleotides long. RefSeq lists its product as uncharacterized. Lineage: Eukaryota; Viridiplantae; Streptophyta; Magnoliopsida; Solanales; Solanaceae. The record is from RefSeq and is a predicted model, not a curated record. Bases 39 to 2225 code for a protein of 728 amino acids. Gene Ontology annotation, molecular function: protein binding. The transcript has 7 exons.